Condylura cristata (star-nosed mole) is the source of this 5064-nucleotide messenger RNA. RefSeq names its product desmocollin-2. Lineage: Eukaryota; Metazoa; Chordata; Mammalia; Eulipotyphla; Talpidae. Gene Ontology annotation, biological process: homophilic cell-cell adhesion. Bases 1 to 2988 code for a protein of 995 amino acids. The transcript is spliced from 17 exons. Gene Ontology annotation, molecular function: calcium ion binding. The record is from RefSeq and is a predicted model, not a curated record. Gene Ontology annotation, cellular component: desmosome; plasma membrane.
AUGCUUGUAGGAAUAGAAGAAGUUAAUCAAGCUAGAGCGACUACAAAUGGUUCCAGGCAGCAGAGAGAACAUGUCCAACGCACUGUGGGAGGAGGAGCCUCCACAGUGCAAAGGUCUGCAAAGCACGUCUGUGUUUGUGUGCGCAAAGAGAACACAGCACAGCUUGCAGCCAAGGAGGACGUGGUAGCCAUGGCCGUCAAAAAGUCCAAAGCAAGUGUAUACGACACUAGGUUUUCUCACAAAACCUUGCCUUUAUUGUCUCUAGGUCCAUUUAAGAAGAGAAUCUUAACACUUGCCUGUGAUGCCUGCAAAAAAGUGACACUGCAUGUUCCAGCUGAACUAAAGGCUGAGAAAUUUGUUGGUAGAGUUAACCUGAAGGAGUGCUUUAAAUCUGCAAAUGUAAUUCAGUCAAGUGAUCCUGAUUUCCAAAUCUUUGAAGAUGGUUCAGUGUAUACAACAAAAACUAUUCUGCCCUCAGAAAAGAGAGAUUUUACCAUAUUCCUUUCCAGCACUGAGAACCAAGAAGAGAGGAAAAUACUUGUCGUUUUAGAACAUCAAACAGAGUUGCUGAUAAGUCAUCCUAAAGAAAAGGUCCUAAGACGUGCCAAGAGAAGAUGGGCUCCUAUUCCCUGUUCAAUACUGGAAAAUUCCUUGGGUCCCUUCCCAUACUUUCUUCAACAGAUUCAAUCUGACACAGCACAAAACUACACUAUAUUCUAUUCCAUAAGUGGACCUGGAGUUGACCGAGAACCUGUCAACUUAUUUUAUGUAGAGAAACAUACUGGAAAUCUGUUUUGUACUCGUCCUGUAGAUCGUGAGCAGUAUGCAUUUUUUGAGCUAACUGCCUUUGCAAUAACUCCCGAUGGAUAUACUCCAGAACUUCCAUUGCCCCUACUAAUCAGAGUUGAGGAUGAAAAUGAUAACCAUCCAAUUUUUACGGAAACAUUGUAUACUUUUUCAAUUUGCGAAAGCUGCAAAGUCGGAACCAUCGUGGGACAAGUACAUGCGACUGACAAAGAUGAGCCAGACACUAUGCACACACGUCUAAAAUACACCAUUAUGGAGCAGUUACCAGCAUCACCCACCCUGUUUUCUAUGCAUCCAUCCACAGGUGUGAUCACCUUGUCAUCAUCCCAGCUAGACAGAGAGUUAAUUGAUCGAUACCAAUUGAAAAUAAAAGUACAAGACAUGGAUGGUCAAUAUUUUGGCUUGUUUACCACUUCAACUUGUGUCAUUCAAGUUGAUGAUAUGAAUGACAACUUGCCAGUGUUUACCCAGACUUCUUAUGUGACAUCAGUGGAAGAAAAUACAGUUGAUGUAGAAAUCUUACGUGUUACUGUUGAGGAUAAGGACUUGAUUAAUACUGCUAAUUGGAGAGCUAAUUAUACCAUUUUAAAGGGUAAUGAAAAUGGAAAUUUUAAAAUUGUAACUGAUCCCAACACCAAUGAAGGAGUUCUUUGUGUGGUUAAGCCGCUGAAUUAUGAAGAAAAACAACAGGUGAUCCUGCAAAUUGGGGUAGUUAACGAAGCUCCAUAUUCUAAAGACUCCACCUCCAAAUCAGCCAUGAGCACAGCGGCAGUUACUGUUAAUGUAAAAAAUCAGGAUGAGGGCCCAGAGUGCAGUCCUUCAGUCCAAGUCAUUCGAAUUAAUGAAAAUGCACCCGUGGGAACCCAGAGCAAUGGCUAUAAAGCCUAUGACCCAGAAACAAAAAGUAGCAGUGGCAUAAAGUAUAAGAAAGUAAGUGACCCCAAAGGAUGGGUGACAGUUGAUGAAAACACAGGGACAAUAAGGAUUUUCAGAAGCCUGGAUCGAGAGGCAGAGACCAUCAAAAAUGGCAUCUAUAAUAUUACAGUCCUGGCAUCAGACAACAUUGGGAGAUCAUGUACUGGGACACUGGGAAUUAUACUUGAAGAUGUGAAUGAUAAUGGUCCAUUCAUACCUAAAGACAGAGUGGUAAUCUGCAAACCUGUCAUGUCAUCCACGGAGAUUGUUGCUGUUGAUCCAGAUGACCCCAUAAAUGGUCCACCUUUUAACUUCGACUUGGAUGGUGUUUCUAAUUCAGACAGCCCAAGAAAAUGGAGACUGACAAAAAUUAAUGACACAGCAGCACGCCUUUCCUGCCUGAGUGACCUUCCAUUUGGAACAUACCCAGUACCUAUCAGAGUCACAGAUAGACAUGGCCUGUCACGUGUCACUCCUGUACAUGUUAUAUUGUGUGACUGUGUUACGGAAAAUGACUGCAUAUCGACAAUAGGUUCGAGAACUGGCAGUGGAGAAAUAAAACUUGGAAAGUGGGCCAUCCUUGCCAUCUUGUUGGGCAUAGCAUUACUAUUUUGUAUACUAUUUACCAUAGUCUGUGGGGUGACUAGGGCAUCUGAAAAGCCAAAAGUAUUUCCUGAUGAUAUAGCCCAGCAGAACCUCAUUGUGUCAAACACUGAAGCUCCUGGCGAUGACAAACUUUAUUCCACAAAUGACUUCACAUGUGCAUCUCAUGGGGCUGCAUGCAACUCUACUCAUGCAAUUUGUGGCCAGGUGGGAGCAGGAGUGAAAAAUGGAGGGCAGGAGAACAUUGAGAUGGACAGAGGGCCACACCAGACUCUAGAAUGCAACCAAAUGAGUGGGCAUCACCACACCCUGGAUUCCUGCAGAGGUGGACAGUACACCCUGGACCCCUGCAGGGGAGGUGGACAGCAGACCCUGGACCCCUGCAGGGGAGGACAAGUGGAGGUGGACCAGUGCAGACACGCCUAUACCGAGUGGCAUAGUUUCACGCAGCCCCGUCUCGGCGAAAAGGUGAAACUCUGCAACCAGGAUGUAAAACACCAGCACGCUCAAGACUACGUCCUGACCUACACCUACGAAGGGAAAGGGUCGCUGGCUGGUUCUGUAGGUUGCUGCAGUGAACGACAAGAAGAAGAGGAGCUUGAAUUUUUGAAUCAUUUGGAACCUAAAUUUAGGACAUUAGCAGAAACAUGCAUAAAAAGAUGAAUAUGUUCCAGUAAGCUACGAAAACCAGUGGCUUUUUCAACUUUUGUUUUGUUCAAAUCACACAAAACAUUUGUUUUGUUUCAGCAAAACUUUUUGUUUUGUUUUCAUGAUAAGCCAGGAUUUUUAAAGUCUAGAAGAAGUUAUAUUUAGGCCUCUCCAGCCUUUCUUUUGAUGGGAUCUCUUUUGCCAAAUGCACAUUUAGUGGCAGAGUACAUGCCCGAAUUUCCUAAGAUUUACAUAGUUUUCACUUAUUUGUAUUCCACUCAAGAAGACCUACAAAUAAAAAUAGGAGGAAGUUUGCAUUACUGUUUACAUUUGGGGAAAUGAUAAUAGCCAAUUUAUAGUGCAGGAAGCUAUUGAUAUAAUUAAUUUAAGUUUAUAGCACUACUUGAAGCACAACCUAAUAGAAAAUUAUAGAGACCUUGUGUUCACAUUAUCUCAAGUUACCUAAUUAAUUGAUUGUGUGUUGCUUGAAAUCUGUUCUCUUCACCUUCCUAAAGUUUAUAUAUCUUGUCAUGUUGUUUUAUUCUUAUAACAUGACCUUUCUACAUAAUGCAAAGGAAUCCCAGCCAGCACUGACUGUUAUUACAAUAAUUUUGCUGGAGUUUAGUUUCUAGCUUAUAUUUUUUAUGAAGUCCUGUACUGAAUUUUCAUAUCCUGUGUUACCUACCUUAUCAGUUAAAGUUAAGGUUAAAAAUGCUUUGAGAAUGUUAUUUUUCCCUGAAAGGUUUUGGUUUUCAGCAUCUCCCACUUUCUUUCCCUCUGUUUCUCCUCCUUUACUCCUCUCCCCUCUUCUUCCCACCACCCUUUCCCUCUCUUUAUUUCUGUACUUUUCAUUCUUAACAUUCCUACUUAGAUUGAAAAUCUAAGUAUCUUUAGAUUGUUUUAGAUGAUAGAAAGCAGAACUAGAUAUUUUAGAUAAUAUUUAGUUAUCUCUCUCUUUUUUUUCCCAUAAAUUGAGUUAUUCUUUUUUGUCUUAUGUAAGUGUAUGUAUACUUGGAUUUUCUUAAAAGCAGUAUAAUGUUCACUUUAUUGCUUCAGCGAUCUUGAUGAUAUCCAUUAUUGCUUCAACAAAGAACCUUAAGUUGUGCAGUGGAAACUAGAAAUAUGUCGUGCUUUUAUUAGGUACCAUAGUCUAUGUUAAUGAAAGGAAUAGUGUGAUUAAAAUUGGGAUGUGGACAUUGAAUACAUUUAAAGAUUAUGUCUUUAAUGUAAGGAUGCAAUUUAUAAAUGCAAAAUAAUGAUGGUUUUUGAAAUAAGCUUCAAAUACUGGGAUUGUGGAAACUUGCUGGGAAAAGUAAUUUCUAACUGUCUAGGUGAGAUGGCUAGUAUAUCUUUUUGUUUAUAAAGUUAUUUUUUAAUAAGUAGAUAUUUUUGAGAUUAUAGUUUUUUUAACAACUAUAGGAGUGGGUCAAAUUCUUUAAAAUUUGAAACAAUAAAAAAUGAACUUAAAUUUAACAGUCAGCCCAAUUCCAGACCAUAUUUCACAACUUAAUUCAGUCAAUGAAUAUUCUAUGUAUACUAACCAGGUGGACAUUAAAAUUGUAUUUCUCCAUUUGUACUUGUUAGGUGUGCCUACCUUGAAUUCAUAGGUUGACUUUAAAUAAUUAUUUUUAAGGAUUAACAUUAGGUUAUUAUUUAGGAAACAGUUAUGUUAUUUUCAUAACUGCUCAGUCAAAAAUACUAUUUCUCCAAGUUAUUUGUCAUAAUGAACAGAUUUUUUUUUUAACAAGUUACAAGUCAUUUGAAAAGUUUGAUAUUUUUAAAUCAUGUGCCUGAUAUGAACGUUUGGGACUGCAUUUUUCUUAGAGAACUGAAUCUCUUCCUUAGGUUCUUGUUCUACAUUUUAAAAAAUUUUACAGCUUGAUUUGGAGAGUAUGUUGGUCCAUUUGUUUUCACAUUUAUAUAAUUUUACUAUUCUAAAGACUGAUGCUAUAUUUGAGAAUUCACAUAAUUUCUGUGUUUGGGUUUGUUUUUUUUUUCUCCUUAAGAUGGGGAAUAAUAGUAGAACAUCUUUCCUAACAUGGCUGUAAGAUAUUGAAUAAAAAAUGGUUUUGAAGAAUAAAAGACAUACAG